Molecule: messenger RNA, 616 nt
Organism: Drosophila miranda
Lineage: Eukaryota; Metazoa; Arthropoda; Insecta; Diptera; Drosophilidae
Product: protein FAM32A-like
Exons: 1
Coding region: 61-432 (123 amino acids)
Cellular component (GO): nucleolus
Source: RefSeq, a predicted model, not a curated record
ACAUUAAUAAUCGCAGAUAAAACAAAACAAAGAAAAAUAAAAAAAUUUUUUAAACAAAAAAUGUCCGACGAAUAUGCGUGUGCGGCCAAGGGCAAGCUUAAGCUUAAGAACGACACAGACCUUAAGAAGAAAAAGAAGAAGAAUAAGGGAAAGGACAAGGACAAGGAACGCGAGGCACUGCAAAAGUCAUAUGUGGAGCAGCAGAUCGCUGAGACGAGUACAUCUUCAUCAGCAACAGCAGUCGGCAGUGGGUACGAGCGUAAGCUAACCAAGGCGGAGCUAGCCAGCAAGAAGCAGCAGGAGAAGAUGCGCAACAAACGGAUCAUGGACAAGGCCCAGACCACACACAAGGAGCGGGUGGAGAAGUUCAACGAGCACCUGGACUCCCUGACCGAACACUUUGACAUACCAAAGGUUUCCUGGACGAAAUAAACGCCGAGACACUCCCAAUGCUGUUAUUGUAACUUAAAUAUUAGGUUUUAUUAUAAGGUUUACCAAUAGAAGCGUUAAGUAAUUUCGACUACAAUGUGGGGGGUUCAUAUAAGAGUGGCCGAAAUCGAAAAAUCAGGAUGGCACUACUAACCUAAAUACACAUUUUCAUAUGUAGUUUUGAUAA